AUGGCAGUUAAAAUGUUGAGUAUAAAAGCUAAAGGGAAUGUAUCUCAACAAAUCUUUGAUGAUUUCGUGAAAGCUAUGAAAGAAGUGAUUCCUAAGGAUAAUUUACUUGUCUCUAAUUUUUAUGAAGCAAAGAAGCUAGUAUCGAAACUUGGCAUGGAAAGCAAUAAAAUUGAUUGUUGCAUUAAUGGUUGUAUGCUGUAUUAUAAGGAGGAUGAUAUACCAAGAAAAGAAUGUAAAUUUUGUCAUUCUCCAAGGUACAAAAUAGGUAAAAAGGGUAAACAAGUUUCUUUGAAACGAAUGCACUAUUUACCACUUAUACCUCGUUUAAGAAGACUUUAUGCUUCAAUGAACACAGCAUCUCACAUGCGAUGGCAUUUUGAUCACGAGUUUAAAGGAGUUCUUGAGCAUCCAUUGGAUUCAAAAGCAUGGAAGUAUUUUGAUAGAAAACAUCCACAAUUUUCUCAAGAACCACGCAAUGUCAGACUAGGAUUACGUGCUGAUGGAUUCACCCCUUUUGGUCAAUCUGGUAAACAAUAUUCAUGUUGGCCAAUAAUUGUCACUCCGUAUAACCUGCCUCCUUCUAUGUGCAUGAAAACUCCUUACAUGUUUUUAUCCAUGAUUAUCCCUGGUCCUCGUAAUCCCAAAACCGGAUUGAUGUAUACCUGCAGCCCUUGUAUUCCCAAAAUCAGGAUUGAUGUAUACCUGCAGCCCUUGAUUGAUGAGCUAAAACUACUAUGGGAAGAUGGCGUUUUAACUUAUGAUAUUCAUUCCAAGUCAAAUUUUGUAAUGCGAGCUGCAUUGUUGUGGACUAUUAAUGAUUUUCCUGCAUAUGGAAUGUUGUCUGGAUGGAUGACAGCAGGCAGGCUAGCAUGCCCAUACUGUAUGGAACGAACCAAGGCAUUCCAAUUAAAAAAUGGGGGAAAGCCAUCAUGGUUUGACUGCCACAGACAAUUCUUGCCAAAUAAUCACAUGUUUAGAAGAAACAAGGAUGCAUUCUAUAAGAAUAGAAUUGACAGAUCAGAACCUCCAUCAAGAUUGACUGGAGAGCAAAUAUGGUAUAUAGUUCAAAAUUAUGAUAAGAUAAGUGAUGUUGAGCAACUUGAGAUAGAAGGAUAUGGAAGUACGCAUAAUUGGACCAAAAGAAGCAUAUUUUGGGAUUUGCCUUAUUGGCGUCAUAAUUUAAUCCGUCAUAACCUUGAUGUAAUGCAUAUUGAGAAGAACGUAUUUGAUAAUAUAUUCAAUACUGUCAUGGACAUCAAAGAGAAGACUAAAGAUAAUGCAAAGGCUAGAAUGAAUCUGUCAUUAUACUGCAAGCGAAAAAAUUUAGAACUGCCAAACCAAAGUGGAGGUAAAAUUAUAAAACCUAAAGCAAACUACACAUUUACCCUCCAGCAAAAGAGGGCAAUAUGUGAAUGGGUGAAAGAGUUAAGGAUGCCUGAUGGUUCAUUGCCAGAGCAGAUAUGGAAGCCAAUAACAAAGUUAAGUCAAUUCUUUCGAGAUUUGUGCUCAACAUCGUUACGAGAAGAUGUUCUAAAUAAGCUAGAAGAAAAUAUUCCAAUUAUGCUAUGCAAGCUAGAACGUAUUUUUUCUCCUGGAUUUUUUGACUCAAUGGAACAUCUACCUAUUCAUUUGCCAUUUGAAGCAUUGCUUGGUGGUCCUGUGCAAUAUAGAUGGAUGUAUCCUUUUGAGAGGUUUCUCCAUCAUCUUAAGAAAAAGGUCAAGAACAAAGCACAUGUUGAAGGAUCUAUCGUUGAAUCAUACCUAAUUGAGGAGAUUUCUUACUUUUGUGAGUACUAUUUUAACCAAACUAGCAUCGACGCAAAGCAAAAUGAUGAAGGUGAUGAUUCAAUUCAGCAAAAUUUGUCUAUUUUUAAUUUGCUUGGUUGUUUUGCUGGUGAAUGCAAAACUCGUUAUUUAGAUGACAAAGAAUUCAGUGCAGCCAUGAAUCAUAUACUAAUAAACUGUGAUGAAAUUAAGCCAUAUAUUGAGUGA
Molecule: messenger RNA, 1992 nt
Organism: Arachis duranensis
Lineage: Eukaryota; Viridiplantae; Streptophyta; Magnoliopsida; Fabales; Fabaceae
Exons: 3
Coding region: 1-1992 (663 amino acids)
Source: RefSeq, a predicted model, not a curated record